Messenger RNA from Dictyostelium discoideum AX4, 1434 nucleotides. RefSeq lists its product as hypothetical. The transcript has 2 exons. Lineage: Eukaryota; Evosea; Eumycetozoa; Dictyosteliales; Dictyosteliaceae. The coding region runs from base 1 to 1434 and encodes 477 amino acids. The record is from RefSeq and is a predicted model, not a curated record.
AUGAGUGAAGUUUCAUUUCAUAAAUUUAAGGUUAAAUCAAGCGAAAAGAUAUUGUUCACCUAUAAUGCAAGGAUAUUUGAUGGAUUAUCAUUUGAUGAAAUACGCAAAGUCUCUAGAGAGCUUAAAAUAAAAGCUAAAGACAAUAUAAAAAGUAACCAUAUCAAUUUAAUUAAACAAUCAAAAUCAAAUUUAAAAACAAUACCUUGUAUAUGUUAUCUUUGUCAAGAAGAAAAAACAACAAAUAAUGAUAAUAAUAAUAAUGAUGAUAUUGAAAUACCAAAUAAAAAAUCAUCAUAUCAAGAAAUUAUAAAAUUUUCACUUUUAAAUUUAAUUAAGAUUCAAGAUUAUUUACAAGAGAAAUUUAAGUAUACAUUACAAGAGAAAAAACAAGUAAAUAAAGAAAUGCUUAAAUAUUAUUUCAACUAUAAUGAUAUUCAAGAGUAUAUAUCAUCACAUAGUGGUCUAUUAUAUAUUAAAUCACUCACUGAUAUUUUCGCUCAAAUCGGUGCAAUUAUAAAAAACAAUCCAAAUCAAUUCUCAAAUGGUUUUGUUUAUUUUAGUUCCUUUUAUACUGCAUUAAAAGAAAUACCAUCACCACCACCACCACCACAACCACAACCACAACCACCACAACCACCACAACCACCACAACCACCACAACCACCACAACCACAACUACAAUCUUCAAUUGAAAAUUCAAAAUUAUAUAAUAAACGGUUAACUAUUAAAACCUCAAAAGAUCAAGAAGAUGAAAAGAAAGAAAAAGAAGAGGAACAAGAGAAAGAUGGUGGUGACUAUAAAAAUAAUGAAGAAGAAGAAGAAGAAGAAGAAAAGGAAGAAGAAGAAGAGGAUCAAGUACAAGUUGAAAAGGGAAAUAAGAAAAGAAAGAUUUCAUCACAUUAUUAUAAUGAUGAUUAUGAUGAUCAAGAUGGUGAUGAUGAUAGUAGUGAAAUUGAAAAAUUUAGAACAAUUAUUAAAUCAAAUAUUAAUGAUUUUGAAUCAAAUAUAAUGAAUAAUUUUAAUUUUUACCCAGUAGUAAAUAGAUUAAAAUUAAAUUUAUUACAACUUUCACCUGCAAAAGAAUAUGUUAGAUUUUUUAUUUUAAAGAUUUUAGAAGAUACUCCAACUAAAUAUUUCGAUCAAUAUAGUGGUAAAAUUCGUUGGAUAUUUAGAACAUCAUCAUUGUAUCCACCACCAUUUUUAGAAAAUUUUUGGAAUACUCAUGUUUUAGAUUCCUUAAAUUAUACAAAGUUUCAUCAAGUUUUAGGUGUUGAAAUUCACACUGAUCCUUUCAAUUUUUAUGAUGAUAUAGAUACAAAAGAAGAAAAAUAUCAAAGAACUUUACAAUUAUAUCAAAAAUAUUUUGAAAAGAUGGAUUCUUAUUCAGAUAUUUGGAUUCCUUCAUUAGUUUUAGAACCAAAAAAAGAGAAAUAA